UCUAUUCCCAAAUUACAUGAUGCAGCUGAGUGACCAGAUUUCAAGUGCUAGUCCUCCAGAAGAAAUCAUGUUGAACACAACAGGAAACGAUAUUGAUGAAUUCCGUAACCAGGUUUACUCCACUGCAUACUCCAUGUUUACUGUGUUUGGACUAGUAGGGAACUGUUUUGCAUUAUUCAUCCUUAUAAAAACCUACAAACAGAGAACAGCUUUUCACAUCUACAUGCUCAACCUUGCCAUCUCUGAUUUGCUUUUCAUCUGCACCCUUCCAUUUCGAGUGGCCUACUAUGUGAAACGAGGCAACUGGCUUUUUGGGGAUUUCUUUUGUCGUUUUAGCUCAUACUCCUUCUACGUCAACUUGUAUUGCAGCAUCUUCAUCCUGACGGCAAUGAGCUUCAGCCGCUUUCUGGCUAUAGUCCACCCCGUGAGAAAUCUUCGAUUUCUCUCAGUCACCAGAGCCAAGUGGGCUUGUAUUGGAAUAUGGGGAUUUGUCACAUUAACAAGCGCCCCAUUUUUAAUGAGUGGAUCAGAAUUUGACUCAACAACAAACCGGACAAAGUGCUUUGAGCUUUCCCAAAAUAAUACUUCAGUAAAUAAAGUGCUCAUCCUCAACUAUAUCUCACUCACCUUUGGCUUCAUCGCUCCAUUUAUUGUCAUUUUGGUUUGUUAUACUAUGAUCAUUAGGACCUUGAUGAAGAAUUCCAUGAACAAACAAAAAGCUUCCAGGAAGAAGGCCAUUCGAAUGAUCAUCAUAGUCCUGAUUGUCUUUUUUAUAAGCUUUAUUCCCUACCACAUCCAACGGACUCUUCAUCUUCAUGCAGUUAAAAAUGGUUCUGCUAAGCAGAUAGUGCACCAGAAGAAGGUUGUAAUCUGCUUGGCCCUUGCUGCCUCCAACUGCUGCCUUGAUCCACUGCUUUAUUUCUUUGCAGGAGAAAAUUUUCGCAGAAGACUUUCUACCAUGAGGAAGCAGUCUCUUAGCAGUAUGCCUCGAGAUUAA
Molecule: messenger RNA, 997 nt
Organism: Nanorana parkeri
Lineage: Eukaryota; Metazoa; Chordata; Amphibia; Anura; Dicroglossidae
Gene: CYSLTR1
Product: cysteinyl leukotriene receptor 1
Exons: 2
Coding region: 17-997 (326 amino acids)
Biological process (GO): G protein-coupled receptor signaling pathway
Cellular component (GO): plasma membrane
Molecular function (GO): leukotriene receptor activity
Source: RefSeq, a predicted model, not a curated record